Messenger RNA from Purpureocillium takamizusanense, 2822 nucleotides. RefSeq names its product glycerol ethanol, ferric requiring protein (gene GEF1). NCBI's taxonomy places the organism in Eukaryota, Fungi, Ascomycota, Sordariomycetes, Hypocreales, Ophiocordycipitaceae. Gene Ontology annotation, biological process: intracellular copper ion homeostasis; chloride transport; intracellular iron ion homeostasis. Gene Ontology annotation, cellular component: endoplasmic reticulum; fungal-type vacuole; early endosome. The transcript has 4 exons. Gene Ontology annotation, molecular function: voltage-gated chloride channel activity. The record is from RefSeq and is a predicted model, not a curated record. Bases 520 to 2775 code for a protein of 751 amino acids.
UGUAGCGGUGCGAGUAGCUUGUACACAACACAGCCCGGGCAGUCUGCAUUGCAGUCUGCAUUGCGACACCAUCACCAAUCCCACACGCAGUCGACACCCCAAGACAUCACGACGACACCGCACGACCACAGCGACUCGCGCGCGUACCGCAUGCCGCCAUGGUCUGCCGGCCGGAGCCAUGAACUCACAGUCGACGACGUUUGCCCGCAGCCCGCACCGGGCCCGGCGGCCGUCGAUAGCAUCGCGCCUGUCCUUUGCCGCGUCCACGGCUGAGCAAGGCGAGGCCGGCGCCGGCGCGUCUGCCCCCGCCGAGCGCCAGAUCCAGGAAGAGAUUGCCGAGAUCAAACGAUACGAGGACUUUACAACGAUAGGUUGGCGACUCCCCCGAUCGAUCGAUGCGUGUGGCACGAAACCCACGAAACCCCAAGUUGACUGACGCAUACGCUGCCACCAGACUGGGUCCAAGAUGCGGCGCGCGAGCAGGCGAGGCGCAAAUCGCGCAGGAAACGCGCGGCGGGCAUGUACGAGCGCGGCCAGCCCGGCUGGCGAUAUCGACUCUGGGCCUCGUACGACGCCGCCCAGGGCUGGAUCGUCGUCACCAUCAUCGGCGCCGCCAUUGGCCUGAACGCGGCCUUCCUGAACAUUGUCACCGAGUGGCUGUCCGACAUCAAGAUGGGAUACUGCACGACCGCCUUCUACCUCAACGAGAACUUUUGCUGCUGGGGCGAGGACAACGGCUGUCCGCAAUGGCAUCGAUGGACGGGUUUCGGGCCGCUCAACUACAUCAUCUACAUCAUCUUUGCCACCGUCUUUGCCUUCACGGCAGCCACCCUCGUCAAGUCCUUUGCCCCCUACGCCGCGGGCUCGGGCAUUUCCGAAAUCAAGUGCAUCAUCGCGGGCUUUGUCAUGAAGGGCUUCCUCGGCUUCUGGACGCUGGUGAUCAAGUCCGUCUGCCUGCCCCUCGCCAUCGCCUCGGGCCUCUCCGUCGGAAAGGAAGGCCCCAGCGUGCACUACGCCGUGUGCACCGGCAACGUCAUCUCGAGGCUGUUCGCCAAGUACCGGAGCAACGCAUCCAAGACGCGUGAGAUCCUGAGCGCCUGCGCCGCCGCCGGCGUGGCCGUCGCCUUCGGCAGCCCCAUAGGCGGCGUGCUCUUCUCUCUCGAGGAAAUGUCCAACCACUUUCCCCUCAAGACCAUGUGGCGCAGCUACUUUUGCGCGCUGGUCGCGACAGCCGUUCUCGCAGCCAUGAAUCCCUUCAGAACUGGCCAGCUCGUCAUGUUCCAGGUCAAGUACGACCGAGACUGGCAUUUCUUCGAGAUACUCUUCUACAUCAUCAUCGGCGUCUUCGGCGGCCUCUACGGCGCCUUUGUCAUGAAGUGGAACUUGCGCGCGCAGGCCUUUCGGAAAAAGUACCUGUCCAAGUACGCCGUUCUGGAGGCGACGCUGUUGGCUGCUGGAACGGCCAUCAUCGCCUACCCAAACGUCUUCCUUCGCAUUGACAUGACGGAGAGCAUGGAGAUUCUCUUCCUCGAGUGUGAGGGCGCCGAAGACUACCAGGGGCUAUGCGAGCCAAACAAGCGCUUCUGGAACGUCGUGUCCCUCGUUCUGGCCACGGUGUUGAGGAUUGUUUUGGUCAUCAUUUCCUACGGCUGCAAAGUCCCUGCGGGCAUCUUCGUGCCAUCCAUGGCGAUCGGGGCUUCUUUUGGGCGCACCGUCGGCAUCAUUGUCCAGGCCAUGCACGAGGCGAACCCGCAGAGCGUCUUCUUUUCCGCUUGCAAGCCGGACGAGCCGUGCAUCACCCCAGGCACGUACGCCUUCCUGGGCGCCGGAGCCGCGCUCAGCGGCAUUAUGCACAUCACCGUGUCCGUAGUGGUCAUCAUGUUUGAGCUGACGGGCGCGCUGGACUACAUCUUGCCUACCAUGAUCGUCGUCGGCGUUACAAAGGCCGUCAGCGACUUGUUUGGCAAGGGGGGCAUCGCGGACCGCAUGAUCUGGUUCAACGGCUUCCCUUUUCUGGACAACAAGGAGGAGCAUAACUUUGGCGUGCCCGUGUCACACGUCAUGAGGACCUCGGUGGUCUCUCUGCCCGUCAGCGGCAUGACCCUUGAGGAAAUUGAGCUCCUGUUGGCCGACGACAAAUAUCAGGGGUUCCCCAUUGUCGAGGACGCCAACUCCAAGACGCUGGUGGGCUACAUUGGCCGAACGGAGCUGCGGUAUGCCAUUGACCGUCUGCGCCGAGAGCAGCCCAUCAGCGGCACUUGCAAGUGCGUCUUUGCGCCUCCGCCCGCCCUCAGCUCGGUCACGCCGGUAACGCCAACCGUGACCGUCAACACGGACUCCAUGUCGUCCACGACGCUGGACUUCAGCCGCUACGUCGACGCGACCCCAGUGACGGCCCACCCGCGGCUGCCCCUGGAGACGGUGUUGGAGCUGUUCCGCAAGAUCGGGCCCCGCGUCAUCCUGGUCGAGUACCACGGGAAGCUCAGCGGCCUUGUCACGGUCAAGGACUGCCUCAGGUACCAGUUCAAGGUGGAGGCGGCGGAGAGCCCCAAGGACGACCACCGGAUCCUCGAGGGGCAGGAACAGCUCUGGGGCGUCCUUCGUAGGGCCGGAAACUGGGUCUCGGGCCGUCUAUCGAGCGCGUCGGGAGGUAGGAUACGGCUUAGCGGCCAGUUCGAGGACGCCACGGGCAGCGGCCGGGUCGGCGGGGCGAUUUUGGAUGGGGACGAAGACGUGGGCGACGAAGGGGGGGUCGAGCUGGAAAGCAGACGAUAGACCUUCAUAAUGACACAACUUGCCGCGACUGCUCCUGGCCAUAGGAG